GUUAUAAAUGAUGGAUAAGCGAUAAAAACAAUUAAAUCUGAAGUUAUAUAACGACGCUCCACAACAAACCGUGUUUUCUGGAAAGACGUUUUCCAAAACCAGUGUAUCAAAAUGUCAGUUAUACUUGUGUUCCUUCUGGGAUUGUGUUUGGCGAGUGGUAGAAAUGUACCCUUUAAUGUGGAUAUUCAACAGAAAAUUGAUGCUUUCUUAGCCCAAAAUUAUGGCGAGAACGUCAUUUAUAGUGGUCGUAACAUGAUCACAGUUCCGCCGAACUGUCUUCCAGGACAGGCCUUGGUCAACGGCGUCUGUCGAGACAUCUGGAGAUCCAACGCAGUAACGGAGAAGAAUAUAAUUAAUCCCCGAAAUAUGGUGACGGUACCGACCAACUGCCCAGAUGGCCAGCAGCUAGUCAACGGCGUGUGCAGAGAUAUCUGGAGGAAUGCCGCUGUGACGCCAAGCAGUAUCCCAAGAAACAUGGUGACGGUACCCACUAACUGUCCAGACGGCCAACAACUAGUGAACGGAGUAUGUCGAGACAUUUGGAGAAAUGUCGCUGUGACACAAAGGAGUGUCAUCAGCCCCCAAAACGUGGUCACUGUGCCGACGAACUGUCCAGAGGGUCAAGAACUGGUGAACGGUGUCUGCAGAGAUAUAUGGAGAAACUUUGCAGUAACUCAAAGCAGUAUCCCGAGGAACAUGGUGACAGUGCCGACCAACUGCCCAGUCGGCCAGCAGCUGGUUAGCGGCGUGUGCCGGGAUAUCUGGAGAAGUGCCGCUAUCAGGGACAAACAAUAUUUAGAAAAUAUUCUCAAGGCACUCACGCAAGGAACGUACUACUCGAGAAACGUACGCCAAGCCGAUGGAGGCGAGAUCAGUAUAAGUGCUGACGAUAUACUAAGGAUGAACGUCGACCGGAACAUUAUAAGCGUACCCAACCAAUGCCCGGAUGGAUACAGACCAGACUCUUUUGGGAUCUGCCGUGAAAUCUUGCCAUAGAAAUGUGAUAAUCCGACAUAAGCAUAAUAUACAAUAUACAUAUACUUACCGAAUUAUAUUGUAACAUUAAAA
Molecule: messenger RNA, 1068 nt
Organism: Aricia agestis (brown argus)
Lineage: Eukaryota; Metazoa; Arthropoda; Insecta; Lepidoptera; Lycaenidae
Exons: 7
Coding region: 112-996 (294 amino acids)
Source: RefSeq, a predicted model, not a curated record